Penaeus vannamei (Pacific white shrimp) is the source of this 753-nucleotide messenger RNA. The record is from RefSeq and is a predicted model, not a curated record. Lineage: Eukaryota; Metazoa; Arthropoda; Malacostraca; Decapoda; Penaeidae.
UCGUUCUAAUUAAAAACGGACGGGCGCCACCGUUAUAAAUACUGAGGCCUCGUGGCGACUUCAGUCUUUGCGGUUCCUCCCUUGCGAGUUGUGCGAAGAGACCGUGUUUUCCGGCUUCUGGAAGAUGCGUCUGACUGUUGCAGUCCUUUGGAUGGUCACCGGGACGGCGUGGGCGCUGGAGACCAGUGAGAGCAACAUUUACGAUGAACAUUUUCCGCCACUUCAUCCUAAUUGCACUCAGAGUCUCACAGACCUUCUCUGCUGCGCCAAGAAGUCCAGCUGAAAGAACUGAAGCAGGCCGAGCAAGUCUCUGCAGGAAUCCUGAGGGAGAUGGUGGACAUCUUGACUGAUAUCAAGGUUUUUUUGAUGCGGAGCAACACGUCUACAGGAGUAUCCUGCCCUGGUAACUUCCUAAACUUCGGGGAAACGUGUUUGUAUCUCGCUAAGGACAUCGGAAUAACUUGGGAAGCCGCUCUGCUCUUCUGCCAAGACUUGGGAGGACAUUUGGCCGUGUUCCGAGACGCCAACGCAUACGCACGCGCUCUUGGAUACGUUAAAGCUUCAGGCAUCGCAAAAACAUCGAAUGUCUGGAUAGGCGGAAAUGACCAUUCGGUAGAAGGGGAGUGGAGGUGGGUGACCGGGGAGGAGAUGCCGAGGGGAACGCCCUUCUGGGGAGAUCUGAAUUACGUUCGUGAACCAGCUCAAGGUGCAGCCGCAAAUUGUGCUUUCUUCAUGGUCCUGAUGACUUCCUGA